AUUUGGCAAGGUGAUAAGUACAAAAAAAUCACAUAUCAUACUUAGAAAGAGAGUGACACUAUUCAGAUCAACAUGAUGGCUAAGUUUGUGGUUCGGGUUCUAAUAAUACUACUUGUAUUAUCCAUCAACGUCCACGGUCGUGGUGGCGGAGGGCAUGGUGGAAUUGGAGGAGGAGGACGUGGUUUUGGUGGAGGAGGGCGCGGUAUUGGAGGAGGACGUGGUAUUGGUCUAGGUCUCGGACGUGGUUUUGGGAGAGGCAUUGGACGUGGUCUUGGCAGAUAUGGAGGCUUCGGAGGAGCACUUAUAGUCUACAGGAGACGUUUACCAUGGCCAUAUUAUUACUACUACUAAUUGGAGCUUACAAAAUAUUUUUUCCUUAAUAUACAAUAAACAAACAUGUUGAUAAACUAAUUUGCACAUGUAUAAACAAUAAUAAUAUAAAAUUUA
Messenger RNA from Diorhabda carinulata, 447 nucleotides. RefSeq names its product ctenidin-1-like. The record is from RefSeq and is a predicted model, not a curated record. The transcript has 2 exons. NCBI's taxonomy places the organism in Eukaryota, Metazoa, Arthropoda, Insecta, Coleoptera, Chrysomelidae. The coding region runs from base 73 to 351 and encodes 92 amino acids.